Messenger RNA from Scleropages formosus (Asian bonytongue), 3643 nucleotides. Its product is annotated as aminopeptidase N-like. NCBI's taxonomy places the organism in Eukaryota, Metazoa, Chordata, Actinopteri, Osteoglossiformes, Osteoglossidae. The transcript has 20 exons. Gene Ontology annotation, molecular function: peptide binding; metalloaminopeptidase activity; zinc ion binding. Gene Ontology annotation, cellular component: plasma membrane; cytoplasm. The record is from RefSeq and is a predicted model, not a curated record. Bases 10 to 2913 code for a protein of 967 amino acids. Gene Ontology annotation, biological process: proteolysis; peptide catabolic process.
UCAUUAGACAUGGCUAAAGGUUUCUAUAUCAGCAAGGCUGUUGGGAUAGCAGGUAUCGUGCUGGCUGCAGCAGCUGUGGCCACCAUUAUUGCAUUAUCCGUGGUAUAUGCUGAAGAGAAAUCCAAGAAUGUGGUAAGUCCCACUGAAGGUGGGGUGGAGACCAGACCCACCACUGUUGAGCCCAAGCCCACCACUGGCGAGCCCACCUCUCUACCGCCAUCAAAUGAGCCUUGGAACAAAUACAGGCUCCCAGACACUCUCAUUCCUGAAUACUACAACAUGACUCUGUGGCCUCACCUUAACGUCAACCAAGACGGCAUGUAUAUCUUCAAAGGCAGCUCCAGUGUGGUCUUUCAGUGUUUGAAGGAAACCGACUUGAUCCUCAUUCACGCUAAAAAGCUCAAUUUCACUGAAUUUGAUGGUCACCAGGCAAACCUGACAGGAGUUGAUGGCUCAAAGCCACCAACAAUAAAGAGCACCUGGCUGCAGGAGGAGACACAGUACCUUGUCAUCCUACUCAACGACAACCUUGCGCCUGGGAAGUACCAGCUGGACACAGAUUUCCAAGGGGAGCUUGCCGAUGAUCUUGGAGGCUUCUAUCGGAGUGAAUAUUAUGAAGAUGGUGUGAAGAAAGUUGUCGCCACAACUCAGAUGCAAGCCACAGAUGCGCGGAAAGCAUUUCCCUGUUUUGAUGAGCCUGCAAUGAAAGCCGUGUUCCACAUCACUCUUAUCCAUGAGCGUGGGACUGUGGCCCUGUCAAAUGGCAAGGAAAUUUCUACUGAAAACAUUACCAUGGGUGACCUUUCUCUUUCCCGGACCACAUUUGAACCAACCAAGACCAUGUCAACAUAUCUCCUGGCAUUCAUUGUCUGUGACUACUUAAGUAUCGAGGCUCAAGCGGAAAAUGUUUCGAUCCGCAUCUGGGCUCGUAAGAAGGCCAUUGAAGAAGGACAAGGUGAAUAUGCACUCAAUGUGACAGGACCAAUACUGAAGUUCUUUGAGGAUUAUUACAAUUCCUCCUACCCACUCUCCAAAUCAGACCAGAUCGCUUUGCCUGAUUUCAAUGCUGGUGCAAUGGAGAACUGGGGACUGAUCACCUACAGAGAGACAGCACUUCUCUAUGACUCUGCUGUAUCCUCCAACAGUAAUAAGGAGAGGAUAGUCACCGUCAUUGCCCAUGAGCUGGCUCACAUGUGGUUUGGCAACUUGGUGACACUGCGGUGGUGGAAUGACCUCUGGCUGAACGAAGGCUUUGCGUCCUAUGUGGAGUAUCUCGGCGCUGACUUUGCCGAGCCUGAAUGGAACAUCAAAGACUUGAUUGUAUUGAGUGAUAUGCAUCGGGUGUUUGCCGUGGACGCACUCGCCUCCUCCCAUCCUCUUUCUUCGAAGGAAGAUGAGAUCAACAGGCCCGCACAGAUCAGUGAAGUGUUUGACACCAUCUCCUACAGCAAGGGUGCCUCUGUACUCAGGAUGCUCUCUGAGUUCCUAUCUGAGCCAAUCUUUACCAGUGGACUCAGUACAUACUUGAAUCAUUUUGCCUACAAUAAUACAGUCUAUACACAACUCUGGGAUCAUCUCCAAUCAGCAGUAGUGCGCCAUGGCCUUGCUCUGCCACAUACUGUGCAUGACAUCAUGAACCGCUGGGUGCUUCAGAUGGGCUUCCCGGUGGUCACCAUUGACACCAGUACAGGAACAGUCUCCCAGAAACAUUUCUUAUUGGACCCUGAUUCUGUGGUUGACAGACCAUCUGACUUCAAUUAUGAAUGGUUUGUGCCUAUCAAAUGGAUGAAGAGUGGAACAGAACAACAAGAGAGCUGGUUGCUACAGAAAACGGAGGAAAAACCUGAAAUGAAAGUAAAUGGGAAUGAGUGGGUCCUGGCCAACCUCAACGUCACUGGCUACUACAGGGUGAACUAUGACCUCAGUAACUGGGAACGCCUCCUCACCUUGCUGGAUAGUACCCCUGGGGUAAUUCCAGUCAUAAACAGGGCUCAGCUUGUCGAAGAUGCUUUCAAUCUUGCAAGGGCAAAAAUUAUAGACACCACACUGGCUCUAAGAACAACAAAAUACCUGUCCAAGGAGAGGGAGUACAUGCCGUGGCAGACUGCUAUCAACAACCUGGAUUAUUUCUUCCUCAUGUUUGAUCGUACUGAAGUCUAUGGACCCAUGCAGACUUACCUGAGGAAUCAAGUUUGGCCUCUGUUUGAAUACUUCAGGGAAAUUACUGCAGAUUGGACAGUUGUUCCCAAAGGGCACACUGACCAGUAUAAUCAGGUCAAUGCCAUCAGAAUUGCCUGCAUCACAGGUGUGAAGGAAUGCCUGGACUUGACAACAGGCUGGUACAAACAAUGGAUGAAUAACUCAAACAGUAACCCGAUUCACCCGAACCUGCGAAGCACGGUUUACUGCAGUGCCAUUGCGGAAGGUGGAGUUGAAGAGUGGGAUUUUGGCUGGAAGAUGUUUGAAAGUGCCUCCAUCGCGGCCGAAGCCGAGAAGAUCCGGACCGCUUUGACUUGCACAAAACAGCCGUGGCUCCUUAACCGGUUUUUGGAAUAUACCCUGGACCCAAACAAAAUUCGUAAGCAAGAUGCUACUUCCACCAUCAUAAACAUUGCCAGCAAUGUGGUUGGACAGUCUCUGGCCUGGGACUUUGUGAGAGCAAGAUGGGAUCACUUAUUCAACCAGUAUGGUGGCGGAUCGUUUUCAUUUUCCAAUCUGAUCAACGGAGUGACGAAGAGGUUUUCAACAGAAUUUGAACUCAAACAGCUACAGCAGUUCAAGCAGGACAACGGUAACUUUGGCUCAGGAGAACUGGCUGUGGAACAGUCCAUCGAGAGAACAGCAGCCAAUAUCAAAUGGGUGGCUGAGAACAAAGAGAAGGUGCUGCAGUGGUUCUCCAGCCAGUCUACAUAAAUUCUCAGCAUGCCUAAGCACAGAAAAAUGCUGUAUACAGUAUAUUGAAAAUCUGGUUCCUCAAAUAAUAUCACUUUUACAAAGAACCACCGUGCACCCAUUAAAUGUGUUAUUUAUUGUACUGAUAUCCACAUUCCAUUUUCAACCGAGUUGUACUUUUCUAUUAAGGUCCGUUACCUUUUACUUGAUGACUGCAUGUCUAAACUGAAACUCUCAUUAUCAGAAUGUCACCUGCUCUAUUGGUUUAUGGGUAUUGUUUCUUUCCGUGCACAACAAUGUAUGUCACACCUUUGCAGUGUAUUUUGGAGACAUUUAUGAGGUCUGUUUUUGUUCAUUUGGUAAAAACAAAAUGCACAAGACAAAGAUUUUUAAAUAUGAAGACAAAAUUUCAGAUGAAUAAACUGUGAAUUUUUCAACACUUAGGUUUUGUCUCGCAGUUAUGUAUUUUUUUCUAAGAUCUUAAAUUUCUGUGAGAAGGUACAAGGCAGUAAAGAAGAGUGAUAUUUAGUGAAAAGCUAGAUUAAAAAACAAUACCAUACAAGAGCAUUUUAGAUGGUCUUUGAGGGACAUCCUGAUCUUAUAUAAAGAUUUGGAAAAUAGAGAAUUACAAAUGAUAGUGUAAUUUUUUUAAAGAAUUAGAUCUCUCUCUGUAAAAAAGUGGAUAUUUUGUAAAAAAAUGUUGCAUUCUAAAAACGUUGAAUAUAGCUGAAAUAAAGGAAUUACAGACUAA